Molecule: messenger RNA, 2110 nt
Organism: Vigna angularis (adzuki bean)
Lineage: Eukaryota; Viridiplantae; Streptophyta; Magnoliopsida; Fabales; Fabaceae
Product: zinc finger protein GAI-ASSOCIATED FACTOR 1
Exons: 3
Coding region: 358-2016 (552 amino acids)
Cellular component (GO): nucleus
Molecular function (GO): DNA-binding transcription factor activity
Source: RefSeq, a predicted model, not a curated record
AUGCAGUUUUAAGUUGCAGACAAACAAAUAUUAAGGAAUUAAAUGGAAAUGAAGUGGUGUUUAAGAAAGUAGAAUAAUAGCGAGAAGCUCGGGGGCAUUUACAUAGUUGUCUUGACAUAAGCAUUAUAUAUAAUUAUAUAAGGCCAAAGAAGACCAGCUUCCAAUAUUGGUAUCAUGUUUCUAAGUCCUAAACACAAACCAAAAACUCUCUCAGCUUUUGUCUUCCUCUAGGGGGAGACUGGAUUCUUCUUUGGAUACACCAAAAAAACAAGCCACAGCUUUUAGUGAGGUCCAUCACCUAUAACGCAAAAUACAAACAUCAGAGAAGACACACAGAACCUUCCAUUAGCCUCUCCAAUGUCAAAUAUUUCAGUUGAUGAAGGAAGCUUCUCCUCAGGAAACAAUGGGGAAGAAGUUCAUCAAGAAACCCAACACCAACACCCUCAAAACCACCUUCAUGACUCUACUUCAGGACCAUCUGCUGCUUCCAAUACCAAUGCUUCCACUAAUCAACAAACCAAGAAGAAAAGAAACCUUCCAGGAACCCCAGGCAAAUACUCAACUUCAUCUUUCUCAGUUUUCAGAAGUAGCAUGGUAUCAUGUUAUUUGCUAAUGGAUAUGUUUUAUGAAAUAGACCCCAGUGCUGAAGUUGUUGCUUUAUCACCAACCACACUGAUGGCAACAAAUAGAUUCGUGUGUGAGAUCUGCAACAAAGGGUUUCAGAGGGACCAAAACCUUCAGUUGCACCGCAGAGGUCACAAUCUUCCGUGGAAACUGAGGCAACGAACAAGCACUGAGGUUAAGAAACGUGUGUAUGUUUGCCCUGAGCCAUCAUGCGUGCACCAUAACCCAGGUCGUGCAUUAGGAGACCUCACUGGCAUCAAAAAGCACUAUAGCCGCAAACACGGUGAGAAGAAAUGGAAAUGUGACAAGUGCUCUAAGAGAUACGCAGUGCAGUCUGAUUGGAAGGCCCACCAGAAAACUUGUGGCACCAGGGAAUACAAAUGUGACUGUGGAACCAUAUUUUCCAGGAGAGAUAGUUUUAUCACUCACAGAGCUUUCUGUGAUGCAUUAACUGAAGAAAACAACAGAGUGAACCAGGGUCUGACAAGUGGCAUGCCACCAAACCUGCAGAAUCAAAUACCGGAUCUUAUGUCUACCAUGCCUCUAAACACUAGUCCCAACACAGCAUAUGACCCUAAGAACCCACUGAAAUCACUCCCCCAAGAACUUGUCCCAAUACCAUUCAAGUCUAUGAGCAUGGGAGGGGGCAUGUUCUCUACCAAUGCAGGUGCACUUUUUGGUGGCCCAAAAAGCAUGUCUCCUUCUUCUUCCAGCCUCCAACUGGGUUCCAACACCUCAUCAAGCUUCAAUUACUUGCAAGACAACAAAAACGGAGGACUAAUUGCUGCCUCGGCUCAGAUGUCUGCAACAGCUUUGUUACAGAAAGCAGCCCAAAUGGGUGCCACUGCAAGCAAUACCAUUAACUCCCCCAUGAUGCAAAAAGGCUUUGUUAGUAGCACUGCUGCUCCUGAUCAUGUUUCUUCCACUAGGCCACCAUAUUCUGGUGCCAUGCUGCAGCAUAACAACUCCUACGACCAUUUCUCUCCACAGCCUGAUCUCUCCAACAUGGCUGGGGUGAGUGGUGGAGGAGCAUUCAUCAAUCAGUUGUUUCAUAAAGGACAAGAAAUUUCACAAGUUUUUGACACCAACACUGCCGGGUCUGCUAUGAACGAUGUGGGAAUGUUCAGCCAAAUGCCUCUGGGGAGUGACCACAAUCCGGGAUUGAUGAAGAAUGUGGAACAAGAGGUUAGUAAUUGUUCUGGUUUGAUCCAUGGAAAAGACGUGGUUGAAGGUAACCCAAUGCAGCCAUCAAGGUUUGGAGGGAGUGACAUGACAACUGUUCAUGACUUUUUGGGCAUUGGUGGUUCAACUUCUAGAGUCAUGAACCAUUUUCAUCACCAUUUUCCACACGAGGAUUCAGCAGCUAUGGAGGAACCCAUAUGGGAUGUUUGAGAGCAGAUGUUUAUCAUGUAUGCUUCUGAUUAUACCGAAUUAGUCACCAAAGUAUGGAACGUUUUGAUGGUUAGAACUGGAUUUGAAACAGAUU